GCGCGGGGUGAGAGGCGCGGGGAAGGGGGCUGCCUGCUUCCCUCGCCCUCGUCCCCCACCGGCGGGCCCCGGCAGGAAUUCGGGAGCCGCGCGGCCAGGCCUUCUUAGCGCCCUGACAUUUGGGGGCGACUGGUGAACCCGCCGCCCUACCCCCACCCAGCCCCACCUGGACAGCUGAAUCUGAGGGAACGACCCUGCCCUUUUAAAGAGACUUUUUCUUGCUCCUGCGGAGGGCCGCCCCAGCCAUGGCCCCCAGGAGCCCCCUAGGACCCGCAGGGACUUCUCUCCAUCCUGGCCGCCGGGGCCCGCCCUCUGCCUCCCGCGGGCAGCCUGUGUGAAGCGGCCUCCCGCAGCCCCCGGCCCCUCCCCCAUGGAGGAGGAGGUGGGGGGGGCGGCCAAGGAGUGGGGCACGACCCCCGCGGGGCACGUCUGGACCGCGGUGUUCGACUACGAGGCGGCGGGCGACGAGGAGCUGACCCUGCGGAGGGGCGACCGCGUCCAGGUGCUGUCCCAGGACUGGGCCGUGUCCGGCGACGAAGGCUGGUGGACCGGGCAGCUACCCAGCGGCCGCGUGGGCGUCUUCCCCAGCAACUACGUGGCCCCCGGCCCCCCCGCCGCGCCCGCGGGCCUCCAGCUGCCCCAAGAGAUCCCCUUCCACGAGCUGCAGCUAGAGGAGAUCAUCGGUGUUGGGGGCUUUGGCAAGGUCUAUCGGGCCCUAUGGCGUGGCGAGGAGGUGGCUGUCAAGGCCGCCCGGCUGGACCCUGAGCGGGACCCAGCAGUGACAGCAGAGCAGGUGCGCCAGGAGGCCCGGCUCUUCGGAGCCCUGCAGCACCCCAACAUCAUUGCCCUCCGAGGCGCCUGCCUUAGCCCCCCACACCUCUGCCUGGUGAUGGAGUAUGCCAGGGGGGGCGCACUGAGCAGGGUGCUGGCGGGUCGCCGGGUGCCCCCUCACGUGCUGGUCAACUGGGCUGUGCAGGUGGCCCGGGGCAUGAACUACCUACACAAUGAUGCCCCUGUGCCCAUCAUCCACCGGGACCUCAAGUCCAUCAACAUCCUUAUUCUGGAGGCCAUCGAGAACCACAACCUCGCAGACACGGUGCUCAAGAUCACAGACUUCGGCCUCGCCCGCGAGUGGCACAAGACCACCAAAAUGAGCGCCGCGGGGACUUACGCCUGGAUGGCUCCGGAGGUCAUCCGUCUCUCCCUCUUCUCCAAAAGCAGUGACGUCUGGAGCUUCGGGGUGCUGCUUUGGGAGCUGCUGACGGGGGAAGUCCCCUACCGGGAAAUCGACGCCUUGGCCGUGGCAUACGGCGUGGCUAUGAACAAGCUGACGCUGCCCAUCCCCUCCACCUGCCCCGAGCCCUUUGCCCGCCUACUGGAGGAAUGCUGGGACCCGGACCCCCACGGGCGGCCAGAUUUCGGCAGCAUCUUGAAGCAGCUGGAAGUCAUCGAACAGUCAGCCCUGUUCCAGAUGCCGCUGGAGUCCUUCCACUCGCUGCAGGAAGACUGGAAGCUGGAGAUCCAGCACAUGUUUGAUGACCUCCGGACCAAGGAGAAGGAGCUGCGGAGCCGCGAGGAGGAGCUGCUGCGGGCGGCGCAGGAGCAGCGCUGCCAGGAGGAGCAGCUGCGGCGGCGGGAGCAGGAGCUGGCCGAGCGCGAGAUGGACAUCGUGGAGCGGGAGCUGCACCUGCUCAUGUGCCAGCUGAGCCAGGAGAAGCCGCGGGUCCGCAAACGCAAGGGCAACUUCCCGCGCAGCCGCCUGCUCAAGCUGCGGGAAGGCGGCAGCCGCAUCAGCCUGCCCUCCGGCUUCGAGCAUAAGAUCACAGUCCAGGCCUCUCCGACCCUGGAGAAGCGGAAAGGAUCUGAUGGGGCCAGCCCCCCCGCGAGCCCCAGCAUCAUCCCCCGGCUGAGGGCCAUUCGCCUGACUCCCUUGGAUGGUGGCGGUGGCAGCAGCAGUGGCAGCAGCAGUGCUGGCAGUGUGACGUGGGGCCGCAGCGGGCCCCCAAAGAAGGAAGAACUGGUUGGGGGCAAGAAGAAAGGCCGGACCUGGGGCCCCAGCUCCACCCUGCAGAAGGAGCGGGCGGGAGGAGAGGAGAGGCUGAAGGCCCUCGGGGAAGGAAGCAAACAGUGGUCAUCCAGCGCCCCCAACCUGGGCAAAUCCCCCAAACACACACCCAUCGCCCCUGGCUUCGCCAGCCUCAAUGAGAUGGAGGAGUUCGCGGAGGCGGACGAAGGCGGCAGCGUGCCCCCCUCCCCGUACAGCACCCCGGCCUACCUCACGGUGCCGCUGCCCGCCGAGGCGCAGAGAACGGCCCUUCGCCUGUCCCCGCCGGGCUCCGAUGUCCCAGCCCAGCGGCGACCCCCUGGAUGCCAAGGCGGCCUCCUGCUUAGCAUGCGGAGGGGUGGGGUCUGUGUCCCCAUGGCCCUCGCUGCUGAGGGUCCUCGGGUGACUGAGACACAGGCCCAAGCAGGGGUGGCAAAUUCUAAUGCCCACAGGGGCCAGGCAAGUGACAUUAAUGGCAGCAGUAAUAAUUAG
Ceratotherium simum simum (southern white rhinoceros) is the source of this 2536-nucleotide messenger RNA. The record is from RefSeq and is a predicted model, not a curated record. Lineage: Eukaryota; Metazoa; Chordata; Mammalia; Perissodactyla; Rhinocerotidae.